CCCAAGUUCAAGCACACACUCAUUCACUCACAAACUAGUUCAAGCACACACUCAUUCGCUCACAAACUAGCAAGCUUUUCCCUUACAUAAAUUCUUCUACCAAAUCUGCAUUAUACCAAUUAGCAUUUCUCCAGCCUUGAAUAUUGAUUAGCCUUUUUUGCAUUAUACACGAAAUGGAGAGGGUGACAAAGAUGGUAUCAGAGAGGCCAGUGGUGAUCUUCAGCAAGAGCUCAUGCUGCAUCAGCCACAGCAUCAAGACCCUGUUAUGUGACUUUGGGGUGAAUCCUGCAGUUUAUGAACUUGAUGAGAUAUCUAGAGGGAGAGACAUUGAGCAAGCUCUUUCAAGGCUAGGAUGCAACCCUUCUGUGCCGGCCGUGUUUAUCGGCGGUGAGCUUGUGGGAGGAGCUAAAGAAGUGAUGAGCCUUCACCUUAACCGGUCCUUGAUUCCAAUGCUUAAGAAUGCUGGAGCUCUUUGGGUUUGAUCAUGAAUAGUUCUUGACAUUUUCAUGGAUCACUCAGCCGCACAUAUAUAAUCACUUUAAUUUGUUGAGGUUAUAUGUAGAGAGGCUUAUGCAUCUAUAUAUUGUCAGCUUAGAGUUUAAGGUACGAGACGCAAUAAUGAGGCCAACUUACUUAACUGAUCGAGGUGCAUGCACUUUAGCCCCCCACCCCCCUUUUAAUGUAAUAUCUUUUUUGAUAAUCAUAAUAAAGAGCUUUGCUAUACAAUGCGACUAAUUAAGAGCUAGGGGACAUGUGGGUUGGGUGGGGGAGGUCCAGGGAUCAAUCUUUGGAGGGUGCAAUUUAUUUUUCCGAUGUAUUAAAAAAAUUAA
Molecule: messenger RNA, 830 nt
Organism: Lotus japonicus
Lineage: Eukaryota; Viridiplantae; Streptophyta; Magnoliopsida; Fabales; Fabaceae
Product: monothiol glutaredoxin-S2
Exons: 1
Coding region: 174-482 (102 amino acids)
Source: RefSeq, a predicted model, not a curated record